Dioscorea cayenensis subsp. rotundata (Guinea yam) is the source of this 1625-nucleotide messenger RNA. RefSeq names its product cyclic dof factor 3-like. The record is from RefSeq and is a predicted model, not a curated record. The transcript is spliced from 2 exons. The coding region runs from base 149 to 1450 and encodes 433 amino acids. Lineage: Eukaryota; Viridiplantae; Streptophyta; Magnoliopsida; Dioscoreales; Dioscoreaceae. Gene Ontology annotation, molecular function: DNA-binding transcription factor activity; DNA binding. Gene Ontology annotation, biological process: regulation of DNA-templated transcription.
UCUCAUUUUCCUUUUUAUUCCCCUUUUUCGUCCUUUCUCUUUGCUCUCUCUUUUUCUCCAUUGAUGCGUGGUGGCACAAGUAGUGGCUAUUGUAGAAGAACCAGCGGACAGGAUGAUGGGAUGAGAUCGGGGAUUGUGUUCCUGUGCGAUGUCUGAGGUCAAGGAUCCCGCGCUCAAGCUGUUUGGGAUGUCCAUCACGCUGCCAGAGAAGGAUACCUGUGGAGUGAUGGCAAAAACUGAGGUCGAUAAACUAAUGUCUGGUUCUCCAAAUGGGCUGGACAAGAGUGGGCAGGAUAGCUCUAUGUGCUCAGAGAAAAAUAGUGAACAUGAACAUCAACCAUCUAAUAGCAGUGACAUUGAAAUGAAAAAUUAUGAGGAGGCAGAGCAAGAUCUGAUCAAGAACAGUGCAUCAGGUCAGGCGAAGGUCCUCAAGAAACCCGACAAACUUCUUCCAUGUCCUCGGUGUAACAGUAUGGAUACCAAAUUCUGCUAUUACAACAACUACAAUGUUAAUCAACCGAGGUACUUCUGUAAGAACUGUCAACGAUACUGGACUGCUGGAGGAACCAUGAGGAAUGUUCCUGUGGGUGCUGGAAGGCGAAAGAGUAAGCACGCUUGUUCUCAAUAUCGUCUGUGUUCUCAGAAAGAGGUUGGCAAUUCAGUCCCUGUCAUGAAGUUCUCCCAAGAAGGGCCACUCUGUGAAUCAAUGGCCUCAGUGCUCAAUCUCAAUGAGAAGAGGAGUUCAGAGAUAGGCCCUUUAUCUUGCGGAGAAACUACAGAGGAAACCUCAACUUCGUCUUCCAUGACAGCUUUGAAUUGCAGUGAAAAUGAAGUGAAAGAAUCUAUUGGUUGCAUUAAUAAAAAUGGCAUAGAAAGUUGCUACAAUGGAGUUACUCCAAUGCAGUGUUAUCAUCCUGGUACCCCAUGGGCAUAUGCUUGGGCUUCCAUGGCGACUAACCGAUGCCCGCCGGCGCUUGCUUGCAAACUGGAGAAUGGCAUCAGUAAUCCAAGCUCUGAAGUCUCAUGGAGGCCACCACCAAUGAUAAUUGCCCCUGCAUUCUGUGCUCCAACCAUUCCUUUUCCAAUGAUACCUCCCUCAGUUUGGAAUGUGCCAUGGCUUAGGCCUGGUGGCAAUGUAUCUCCAUUACCAUCUCCAACCCUGGGCAAGCAUUCUAGAGAUCACAGCAUGCAAAGUGAGGAGGAAAAUGAGAAGUCCUUAUGGGUUCCAAAAACACUGAGAAUCGAUGAUCCGGGUGCUGCAGCGAGGAGUUCUAUCUGGUCUGCACUUGGGAUCAAACCUGAGGAGGAGAUGAAGAAAGGUGGUGGUAUCUUUAAAGGUUUCAAGUCCAGGACUGAGAACACUAAAGUUAAGACCCCAGAAGCUGCCCAAGCAAUGCAUGUAAAUCCAGCAGCUCUAUCACGUUCUCAGGCAUUUCAAGAGAGCACAUGAUUUGCCAAUUGCCAAACAGCUUGCAGCUUGUACCACCAUCAUUCGCACUGAUGAUAAAAAAAAAAUAUAUGAGUUUGUGAUUAUGCAGAUUGCCUGAGGUUUAUCUAUACUUUUGUGAUUAUUCAAGGAUUUUUGUUGUGGAUAUUAUAAAUAAAAGUGAAAGGCCUUGUUGAUA